Penicillium arizonense is the source of this 369-nucleotide messenger RNA. RefSeq lists its product as uncharacterized. The transcript has 3 exons. The record is from RefSeq and is a predicted model, not a curated record. NCBI's taxonomy places the organism in Eukaryota, Fungi, Ascomycota, Eurotiomycetes, Eurotiales, Aspergillaceae. The coding region runs from base 1 to 369 and encodes 122 amino acids. Gene Ontology annotation, biological process: transmembrane transport. Gene Ontology annotation, molecular function: ATP binding; ATPase-coupled transmembrane transporter activity; ATP hydrolysis activity. Gene Ontology annotation, cellular component: membrane.
AUGGCUGCACAAUACAAUCCUGGAGUAGCAGUACUAAGCAAUGUCUCUCUGAAACUUUUGCCAGGACAGAAAAUCGGUAUCUACGGGCGUACUGGGAGUCGAAAGAGCUCUUUACUAUCAUCAUUAUUGGGCAUGCUCACCCUGAUCCGCGGGUCAAUUGUUAUCGACGACAUUGACCUCACUACUGUCUCCCCUGAUAUAGUCCGCGAAAGACUUGUCACUGUCUCCCAAAAGCCAUUCAUCAUGAUUGGCUGUACAGUCAGAUUCAAUCUAGAUCCCACCGGAAUCCUCCCGGAUGGAGAGAAAUCAUCGCGGCUCUCGACCGAGUUGGGAUCUGGGACGGCGUACUACUCGAAAGAGGUGGGCUAG